Messenger RNA from Mollisia scopiformis, 1512 nucleotides. RefSeq names its product cytochrome P450. The record is from RefSeq and is a predicted model, not a curated record. Gene Ontology annotation, molecular function: oxidoreductase activity, acting on paired donors, with incorporation or reduction of molecular oxygen; monooxygenase activity; iron ion binding. The transcript has 9 exons. The coding region runs from base 1 to 1512 and encodes 503 amino acids. Lineage: Eukaryota; Fungi; Ascomycota; Leotiomycetes; Helotiales; Mollisiaceae.
AUGGAACUUCCUCUGCAGUCUGGUUUUUGGGUCUACGUCACUUCUGAGCAAUUAAUUGCGCUCUUUCUUGCAGUUGUGUCUUAUGCUCUGAUCCGCUGUGUUUAUCACUUGUAUUUUCACCCUGCUGCCCGGUUCCCAGGUCCUACAAUUGCUGCCAUUUCGAAUGUAUGGUACGCAUACCACUGGUUGACAGGGAAAUAUGCGAUGGCGAUUGAAAAGGCUUUUGAAGAAUAUGGCGAUGUUGUUCGUAUAGCUCCUAAUGAAGUCGCAUUUAUCACACUUAAGGCGGCAUCAGACAUUUAUGCCUCGCACACCAAGAAUCAGGAGCAUUUUACGAAAACAGUUUUCGUCGACACGGGCGACAAAUACCGCGGUGUCGUUUGGGAGACGGAUCCUACUAAACAUCGUCAAAUGGCCAAGAUGAUAGCUCCAACAUUUAGCAUGAAGUCGAUUAAGGCGAAAGAACCUAUUAUGCAUACAUACAUUGAUAAGUUCGUACAGAAGAUGAAGGAGUUUGGAAAUGAAGACGCCGGCAUAGAGCUUAAGAAGUGGGCGGACUGGCUUGUCAUGGAUAUCUCUGCAGAACUAGCCUAUAGUCGUAAGAUGAAUCAGAUGGAAGAUAUGAAGAGUGCUCCACUUCUUGAAGUCCUAUGGCGGGCGAACUAUUUCUUGAUGGCACAUCAAAUCUGCAAGAAGUUUCCCCUUCUCAGUCCUAUUCAAUUUCUUUUCGUAUCGCCUUCAGCUGUCCUGAACGAAAUCCGGGCCAGGAAAUUGACAACAAAGGAACUUGAGAUACGUAUCGAGCGUCGAGGGAAGACGACGCAUGUGGACCACUUUGACCACUUGCUCCCAGUUGGCGCUCCAAUGCCUACAGCGGAAGAAAAGAAGCAACUCAAUAUGAAUGCCUUGCAGAUGCUUCUUGGAGGCUGGGAGCAGAUCUCAAGCGAGUGUUUGGGCACGAUCAUGUUUUCCUUGCAGGAACAUGAGACCUACAAGAGACUGGUAACCGAAGUCAGGGAAAAUUUCACGAGAUAUGAAGACAUUACCCCAGAAGCUUUGGCUCCGCUUAACUACUUGAAUGGCGCGCUUAUGGAAACAUUACGUUUCAUGGCACUUGGCACAGGCUUACCACGUCUAAGCCCUGGUGCUAUGGUUGAUGGAAACUACGUUGCUAAAGGAGUGUGCGUUCAAUAUGGCCACUUUGCUUUCACACGCAGUCCUCGCUACUUCCAUGAUCCCCGCAGCUACAAGCCAGAGCGUUGGCUACCAGAAAGCCAUCCAUAUUGGGAACCCGCUUUCAAAUCAGAUGCUAGAGAAAGCUUCUUUCCAUUUAACCAAGGACCAAGAGUCUGUCCAGGAAGCACCCUAGCAUGGCAUGAAAUGAGAUUGAUAAUUGCAAACACAUUGCCCGAGCAGAAGAACAUUGUCUUUGACAGGGAGUUUACUAUAUGUGCAAUGUGGGAAAAACCGGAUUUCUGGGUUCGAUUUCAUCCAGUGAUGCGAGAUGAGUGA